Molecule: messenger RNA, 630 nt
Organism: Closterium sp. Yama58-4
Lineage: Eukaryota; Viridiplantae; Streptophyta; Zygnematophyceae; Desmidiales; Closteriaceae
Source: the annotation of a GenBank genome assembly
AUGUGGGCGUCGGCACAGGUUCAGAGACAACUGCCGUCGACGCGAGCAGCAGGGAAGGGGGCAGUAGUAGGGAAGGGAGCAGCAGCUGGGAAGGGGGCAGCAGCAGGGAAGUGGGCAGCAGCAGGGAAGUGGGCAGCAGCAGGGAAGUGGGCAGCAGCAGGGAAGUGGGCAGCAGCAGGGAAGUGGGCAGCAGCAGGGACAUGUGCAGCAGCAGGGAAGUGGGCAGGGGCAGGGAAGUGGGCAGCAGCAGGGAAGGGGGCAGCAGCAGGGAAGGGGGCAGCAGCAGGGAAGGGAGCAGCAGCAGGGAAGUGGGCAGGGGCAGGGAAGUGGGCAGCAGCAGGGAAGUGGGCAGCAGCAGGGAAGUGGGCAGCAGCAGGGAAGGGAGCAGCAGCAGGGACAUGUGCAACAGCAGGGAAGUGGGCAGCAGCAGGGAAGUGGGCAGCAGCAGGGACAUGCGCAGCAGAAGGGAAGUGGGCAGGGGCAGGGAAGUGGGCAGCAGCAGGGAAGGAGGCAGCAGCAGGGACAUGGGCAGCAGCAUGGACUAGUGGGGUUGCACUCGGGAGAUUUGAUGGGGCGGGAAAGUGUGGAGGGGCAACAAGAACACUCGGAGAGUGUUCCAAUGCACCGUGA